Molecule: messenger RNA, 2311 nt
Organism: Amphimedon queenslandica
Lineage: Eukaryota; Metazoa; Porifera; Demospongiae; Haplosclerida; Niphatidae
Exons: 3
Coding region: 14-2257 (747 amino acids)
Biological process (GO): signal transduction
Molecular function (GO): GTP binding; protein binding
Source: RefSeq, a predicted model, not a curated record
AGAUAUAUAUAGUAUGAAUGGUUUGCUGGUUGUACAAAGUCUUCUUGCUGCUGGACUCGAUCCUCUGAAAAGAGAUAAAAAAGGGGACACUCCAAUGGCCAUUGCUGGUAGGAGUAAAACUAAGAAGGCAACCAAAUUUUUUUUUGAAGCAUUUGCUAAAACAAAAACAAUGUAUCCUGUUGAUUCUUACGUGAAUGUUCUCAUAGUAGGAAACAGUGGAGCCGGAAAGAGUACACUUAGUAAGGUCAUUGAAAAGACUGGUAGUCCUAUACCUAAUUUAACAAGAUACAUCGAUGAAAAUGAAAUUAAACCACUUACUGCAGGUAUUGUUCCCAUUAACCUUAAAAGGCACCAUCAGCUUCAAAAUAUUGUUCUCCAUGACUUUGCUGGCCAAUCGCAGUACUACCUAAGUCACACUGCUGUUAUUGAGAAUAUCCUACAAGGAUCUGCUGCUGUUUUUAUCAUUGUAGUAGAUGUAUCAAACAGUGAUUAUUUAAUACACCUUAAGCAAUGGCUUGCAGUUGUUAGGAACGAAAUACAAAAAGCAAAAGGUGAUUGCAAAGUAAUUGUAGUUGCAAGUCAUAUUGAUUGUUUAAAUUCUGAUGCAGAGAAAGAGACAACUAUAAAAAUAAAGAAGGAACUUCCUAGAAAUGAUGAUGUUAUUGUAUAUUUAGAUUGCCGUAGGCUUUCUGGUGUCGACUUAACUUCAUUUCUCAAAAAUUUACAGAGUGCCUGUAGCUAUAUUCGUGAUAGCAAUAAAAAAUCACUAACAUUGUAUUGCCACAUGAUGUACAAAUUACUUCAAGAAAGUGAAAAAGAUAUCUUAGCUUUAAAUGACAUAGCUGAGGAUGCAGUAGAAAAAGAUGAUCAAUUUUUUCUACCCACUCAUGAUGGUAAACAGAUCCUUGGUAUACUGUCUUCAUUGCAUUCAACUGGUUUAAUUUACUACCUCAAUUGUGAAGAUGACAAUGCAGAAGUAUGGAUGCAUGAUAAUACAUAUAUUCAAGUUGCUACAAAUUGCAGGAUAUGGGUCGUUAAAAAUAAGCAAGUAUUUUUGCAACAUGUAGAUGGUAUCCUUUUUUCACCAUUUGAAGAAAGCGAAAUUUCUGAUAAUGGCAUCAUUACUGUUUCCAAACUUGAAAACAAGUUUCCAGAAUACGAUCCUGUAAUGCUAAUUAGUUUUUUGGAAGACAUGGGACUAUGCCAUAUGGUGUCUCCGUUUUUCUUGAUACAAACCAAUCUUGUGGAAAAGGGUCAAAUUAAACUAAAAGACAUAUUAUGUCUAUUUUUCCCAUCAUCUGUGACCAUAAAAAGGCCAGUUAUACCUCAUGAGUUUGUAUUUGGAUGGUACCUAAAAUGUACAAAUGUUCAUGAUUUAUUUCCACAACGGUUCUUCAAUUCUCUAUUAUUGCACUUUUCUAUGAAAUAUGCAGUUGAAGAAGCUUCCAGAUCUGGACACAGAAAAUUCCAGUGCUCAUUUUGGAAGAAUGGCUUAAAAUGGUCUAAUAGGAAUGGCAUCACUACAUUGCUAGAGCUUGUUGAUGAAAAUCAAUGUGUUAUAGUUUUAAUGUCAUGUGGAAAAGGGGCAAAAAAAUCAAAGAUGGUUAUGCUGAGAAGACGGUUGAUCAAUGAUGUUUUGGCUAUUCGUGGAAAAUAUUGUCCUACUCUUGAUACAGAAGCAUUUGUCAUUGAUCCUGAUAAUUUGAAGUACCCUAUUGAUAAACCAAGAACAAGAGUAGUGUAUUGUGUCGAAAACUUUAUAAAAUUGGGGAAACAGGAUUUCAUCAACCCAACACCAGAAACAUCAGAAUCACAGGGAAAGCAAGUUUGUGAUGUGCUGCCCAAUGAACCAGAUUAUGCAAAUCUUUCAAUUUUUGGUGGGGAUGAACCAAAUGACAAGGCAGGAGAUGGAGGAAAUUUUCGUUAUCCAAGAACAGGACCUCUUAAUGUAAGAGGAGAAAAAAAGAGAGAACUGAAACCUAGAGAUUUGAAUUAUGUUACUGAAACAUUGAGACAAAAUCAUUUCCCUGAUCACGAGUGGAAAAGUCUUGGCCGUCAACUGGGACUUGAGGAUUCUAUACUUGAUGAUAUCGAUGAAGAAAAUGAAACUUUAAGAGAUCGCUUUGAAAAGUGUCUGCAUACCUGGCUGAAAAGAGAAGACAGUAGCAAGCAACAAGACAAAUCAUGGGCAUCACUUGCCAAAGCGAUGCAUAACAUUGGACAAGAGGAAGUGGCUAAAAAGAUCAGAAAUUAUUGAUCUGCUAUUAAUAUAAUGCUACAUUUCUUUUUUACAAUAAUUUUAUUACAUUUU